Messenger RNA from Coccidioides posadasii C735 delta SOWgp, 2577 nucleotides. RefSeq lists its product as uncharacterized. Gene Ontology annotation, biological process: nuclear inner membrane organization. Gene Ontology annotation, cellular component: microtubule organizing center attachment site; chromosome, centromeric core domain; mitotic spindle pole body. Lineage: Eukaryota; Fungi; Ascomycota; Eurotiomycetes; Onygenales; Onygenaceae. The record is from RefSeq and is a predicted model, not a curated record.
AUGGCGUCGCUCUUUCGGAAGCGCUUUAAAUGCUUCUACUGUGGUUCUCGUUCAACACAGUCGCAAAAAGAUAAGGUCCGUCAGUGGCAGUGUCGUGAAUGUCAAGCAGUGAACUAUCUCGACGAAAAUGGGGAAAUAACCGAUCCCCCCGCUACCGAAGCGUCCUUCGAGUCUCGACAACCUCAAUACGCCCAACCUCUUUCCCGUACCCAACCAGAUCGAUCUUCAGAUCCCUCAAUAUUCUGCUCGACAUGUCUAAAAAACCAACAUCUCCUAACGCAGACCCUGGCGUCCUACCUUCCGCCGCAAUCGCAUCCGGAAUAUAAGGUCUAUGAGGCUUCCUACCCGGCGUACCGAAAGAGCUUGGAGGAGCGGUACCCCCAAGUGUGCGAAAAUUGCGAACCUAGGGUUAUCGCGCGGAUUAGACAGGCAGGAUAUGCAGCAAAAGCAGACCAUUUACGGCGGAUGAUGGAACAAAGUCGAGACGGAAGGGCUGUGCGAAAUCAACGCAAAUGGAGAUGGCGGAGCCUCUUCGUUUCUACCGGUGCCGUGGCUUUCUGGACAAGUAUUGCUGGUCAACUGUCCUGGAAUAUCAUGGGAUGCAUAGCCGAUAUUACACUACCAGCAGAGGAUCAACAAACAGCACAGCUGUCGAAGGCCCUUCUUGGGUCCUGCUUGGAUGAGGGUCGACUACAUCGCCGGGUGCAGAGCGAAUGCGCUUUAGCUUUGCAACCAUAUGCCGGCUUAGCCUUGGUCCUAGGUGUUCUUUCUCUGUGGUGGAACCCGAAGCUGCGUUACAAGGUCGAUGGACGAUCUGGGCGUAUCACCGGAGCGCGUGAGUAUUAUCGAAUCCAGAUUGUCACUCUCGUGGUGAGAUUUGUUGCAUGGACGGCCCUGCAAGAUACUUCGAUCACCGCCCUCAAUCCGAAAUUAACGCCGGCCAUACAUACUUUUAUGGCGUUUUUCACGUUGCUUACUACAAUUGCUUCAAGAGCCGCGAUUCGAUUUUCCACAAGGCCCCUGGUUUCCUGGAAUGACAACAUCGAGUCUCUAGUGCCUAAGCCGAACGGUAAUAUAGAGGGUCCGUCACAGAGCUUUUCGAAUCUGGAGACAUCUAUCCCGCAGCUCAGCCAACCCGUGCAGCGGUUCCCAAUCGCAAAUCUUGCCCCUGCUCGAGCCUUGAGCCCCGAACCUUACAACCCUCCAACCCCCCCUCCAGAUCUGGCUGCAGACUUCGAUGCCAUGGAUUGGACCCCAUCCUACCAGACCUUACAGUCAAGCUUCCAUAUUAGCCGCAAUCAACCUGGGCCUAUUCUAGCACCAGCACCAUCUCCAUUCCAAGGUCAAUUGCCUCCGGCUCCUAAGCCGCCUUCCUGGCAACUGCGCAACCCUAACCCCCAAGCACCGGAAAAACCGGCCGUGAACCCACCCAAUCCUUUUCACACCGCGCCUACCUUACACCCGUCGUCAAGUACGCCGCAGAAGAACCCAGACGUAACGAAAUUAGCCGAUAUGGUAAUGGCCCCUCCGAGAUUCUUCCCUCAGAGUGAUCUUCAAGCAGAAACCGGCCUGGAAAGUUUGUUCGAUAAGGCAUUUUCGAUUGCAGAUAGCCCAGCAAGGGCCGAAAGAGGUUCAGCAGGGAAAACAGUUGGUCGCGAUAUUGCUGUUAACAAGCCACUCCAUGUCUUGAAGGGCAUCCUUUUGGCCGUUUGCUUUGUGUUGUGGACUGGAUCCCAGUCUUUUGCUUGGCCGAAAAGUACCAUAGAAACAGUUGUGCUGGGACUUAGCUUCCUUGUGGCCGGAUUCUCUCUCCUUGAUCUAUUGAUGCGGCCCAUGGUUCAGUGGAAAAUGACUGAUAUCUUUCUAUCCUUGAUCGAAUUGGUUGGCUGUGUUUACUUCGCCUUGGUUCGUGCCGGCCAAUUCGGUGACCCGACAACAUUUGAUAAAGCUGGAAUCUAUCUUGUAGCCUUCUUGGCAGGACAAGAAAUGUUUGGCCUACGGUUCAUGUUUGGCACUACAAAGCCUGCAGUUGCAGUCCGAGCACCGGCUAAACAAAUUAUCAAACGGCCAGCUUCACCUCCCUUAAUGUCUCGCUCUCUUUCCUCUGCCAGCGGGGAUAGGACUCCCACUCGAUCGUCCUUCAUUUCGCGACCAAUGCCGAGCGAAAUCGCUUACCAGUCGCCUUCUAAGAAACAGGCCCAGAGCCUUUUGCCUCCAACCACUCUUCAGCCCUUGGACGCGGGCUUCCACUUGCUGAACGGGCCGAGCACCUUCAAGGCGCCCCCGAAACCUGAGUUUCCACCAUCACUUCCUAGCUCGUUUUCUACUAUAACUCAACCGCAACACCUCGCGUCGUCUUUUGCAUCCACGGAGCGUUUUAUGUCACCCGCAUCCACCACAUCUGUCUCGUCGACGGACUACGCCUCCACUAUAUCAGAAUCUCCAUCCCCUAUAUUACCACCUCGCCAUAGAACGCCGGGCCCUUCGAUAACUGGUCUCAGUCUUGAUGAUAGUCCGAUUCCCGUGAAGAGUCCUGCACCACCUCGUUAUUCGCUGCGAAGUCGUCGGCGUCAGUAA